Messenger RNA from Vigna angularis (adzuki bean), 1661 nucleotides. RefSeq names its product adenylate-forming reductase 06235. The record is from RefSeq and is a predicted model, not a curated record. Lineage: Eukaryota; Viridiplantae; Streptophyta; Magnoliopsida; Fabales; Fabaceae.
CAUACUAUUUUAUUUACAUACACAUUAUAAGCCUGCCUUGUGUAGGAGCUAACAUGCAACCCUCUUAAGGAAUUCCACCAACUAUUGCUGCAAUGGAUUAUGAUAUUAUCUAUUUAUAAUUUCUACAUUCAACCCAAUAGGUUUAUCAAUUCAUAGUGGAAGCAAUGGAAAACACAGAGAUAAAGAUAGCCAGGUUUUCUAGUUGUCGCGGGGUAGCAUUUGAAAUCAAUCCUAAUAGAAUCAACCCCUUUGCAAUUGUAUCACCAACAAAGCAGGAACAAAUUAGAACUUGGCUUUGGCUUCCAUGGACUCGAACAAAUUCAUUCAAAGUUCUUCCUCAGCCUCAAACAAUCAGUCCAACUCGGAGCAGGGGCAGCAGCCACUUCUGUGACAUUGACAUUGAUGCUAGCGAUGUUGAGGUUGAGUUCAUAGCUGAACUUCAAGAUAUAGAAAAAUCAGACAAAACUAAUGGUGCUAAGGUGCAGAAGUUACUUUCCAGAACUGAUCCACCAAAGAGGUCAAGGCUGUCCAUAAUUCUGCUGGAUCAAGGGUUCACAUUCUACAAAGGGCUAUUUAUGGUUUGCAUGGCCUUGAAUUUGGUGGCGUUGGCUCUUUCAGCAGCAGGGUAUUUCCCUUAUGCCAAGACAAGAGCUACACUGUUCUCUAUUGGGAACAUUCUAGCUCUAACACUGUGUAGAAGUGAAGCAGUUUUGAGAGUUGUUUUCUGGUUGGCUGUGAAGAUCAUUGGGAGGCCUUGUGUUUCUCUUGGAAUCAAAACUGCCACCACUUCGUUCCUUCAAAGUGUUGGAGGAAUCCAUAGUGGUUGUGGGGUUUCUUCUAUGGCCUGGAUUGUUUAUUCCCUAGUUCUUACUUUGAAAAACAAAGAGAAAACUUCCCCAGAGAUUAUUGGAGUUGCUUUCACCGUCUUCUCACUCAUUCUACUCUCUUCCCUAGCAGCUUUUCCUCUUGUCCGCCACCUUCAUCACAAUGCUUUUGAGAGAAUCCACCGUUUUGCUGGAUGGAUGGCUCUCCUCCUUCUCUGGCUAUUCAUUCUCCUCUCCAAAAGCUAUGAACCUAGCUCACAAACCUAUGACUUGACCAUGUCUAAGGUGGUCAAGAAGCAAGAGUUCUGGUUCACUUUAGUUAUCACAAUUCUCAUCAUCAUUCCUUGGCUGAGUGUCAGAAAGGUACAAGUUUGUGUAUCAGCUCCAUCGAGCCACGCCUCAAUCAUCAGGUUUGAAGGGGGUGUCAAAGCAGGUUUACUAGGCAGAGUGAGUCCUUCACCCUUGUCAGAAUGGCAUGCCUUUGGGAUCAUAUCUGAUGGAAAGAAAGAGCAUAUGAUGCUUGCUGGAGCAGUUGGUGACUUUACCAAGUCCUUGAUUAGUACCCCACCAAAGCAUCUUUGGGUCAGAACCAUGCAUUUUGCAGGCUUGCCUUACCUAGUAAAUUUGUAUCAAAGGGUGUUGUUGGUUCCACAGGGUCAGGGAUUUGUGUGUUCUUAUCAUUUCUUUUGCAGCCUAGUAAAGCUGAUGUGAGCUUGAUUUGGGUGGCCAAGGAUAUUGAACUGAACUUUGGAAAGGAGAUAACAGAAUUGGUCAACAAAUACCCGAAAGAGAAAGUUAUGGUUCAUGACACAGCACUUUCUGGUCGUCCCAAUGUAG